Nasonia vitripennis (jewel wasp) is the source of this 5459-nucleotide messenger RNA. RefSeq names its product ras-related protein Rab-9A (gene Rab9). Gene Ontology annotation, biological process: regulation of transcription by RNA polymerase II; retrograde transport, endosome to Golgi. Gene Ontology annotation, cellular component: late endosome; lysosome; phagocytic vesicle. Bases 1084 to 1749 code for a protein of 221 amino acids. NCBI's taxonomy places the organism in Eukaryota, Metazoa, Arthropoda, Insecta, Hymenoptera, Pteromalidae. Gene Ontology annotation, molecular function: GTPase activity; transcription coregulator activity; GTP binding. The record is from RefSeq and is a predicted model, not a curated record. The transcript is spliced from 5 exons.
GAGUCUCGCGCGUAUGCCUGAUGCGCGCACGCGAACGUGAAUCACCUGACAACCCGACGGAAUAGAAAGACUCGGGGAUCGAGCUUAGUAAGUAGCGCACAGCUAUACAUGUGAUAUACACUUACUACGUCGAGUGUAUUCACAGCCGAACGAGAAAGAGAGAGAGAGUCGGUGCAGUGUGUGUAUAAGUACGUCCUCUCGCGAAAAAUAUUCGCGACUGUAGAGACAAUGAGAAUCAGUGACACGAGACGCGUCGCUCGUUAGAGCGGCCCACGGAAUUUUUCGUGCUGCAGUUAGGUGUGUGUGUGUGUUGUGAAGCCACAGGCCACAGCUGAGUCCACAAGAAAAAAGUCGCUAAGGUUAGAAAAGUCGGGCUUUCCAUACUGCAGUGGAUUCCCAAAGCGAAAAAUCUCAUCGGGUGGUGGGAUAUAAUGAGCGAGUGUUUUUCGAGCUACGUCGAGAGGAUCUUCGGAAGGAUAUUUUCGGAGCGGAGUUAGCGAAGAGGACAAAGGGACGGAUCUAUUUGUUGCUACGACUCUCCUUAUCAACAAGCUGAUCAGGAGAGUCAGGGUGGAGCGAUGGUUGAUAGCGAAAGGGACGAUUGACGAGUGGAUGCGAGAGGACGUGUGGAGGUGAAUUGUAACCUUGAUGCUGAGGUUUGCUUCGGUUUGUUUCUUCUAAUGUACUGCAUGGAUAGCCGUAACGUUGAGUCCAUUGUUCUAUCGACUAUUCGUUGAGCCAAAUUUAUUUUUUCGACUUUCAAACUGACUUAGAAUACUGUCAUGCGCGCUGGGCGGCAUGAUAAAGCAGAAUAAAGUGACGGAAGAAUGAGAUGAUUAACGCCGUAUAAGUCCCUCCUAAUGUAAACUUGAAGCCACUGCAGGACCAGCAGAAUCGGAUCAGAGUACACAUGCUUACGCAUAAACUGUAGAUUUGCCUUUCAAGAUCAAGGAUAACAUAGAUUUUUAAUCCUACGCAUUUAUUUUAAUUGUACAUUGCUAGUUUUAUUUAGAUUGUGUAUGCAACAUCAGAGCUAUUAUUUAUUGAGAGUAUUUUUAACUGAGGUACCAAGAGCCAUUCAAGAUGGCAACACAAAGAUCUAAUGGUCCUAAUCGUAACUCGCAAAGAUCUACUCUAUUGAAGGUAGUUAUUCUUGGUGAUGGUGGUGUUGGAAAAUCUUGCCUAAUGAACAGAUUUGUGUCGAAUAAUUUUGAUGAGCAAAGCUUUCAUACUAUUGGAGUAGAAUUUCUCAAUAAGGAUAUUGAAAUAAAUGGAGAGUCCUAUACACUGCAAAUCUGGGAUACUGCGGGACAGGAAAGAUUUAAAACACUAAGAACUCCAUUUUAUCGAGGAUCUGAUAUCUGUCUAUUGACGUAUGCAGUUGACGACAGAACAAGUUUCAGAAAUUUAACUCUUUGGAAAUCAGAGUUCCUUUACUACGCAGAUGUUCAAGAAGAAUCAUCAUUUCCUUUUAUUAUCGUUGGCAAUAAAGUGGAUGUACCUGAGUCUGAUAAACAAGUCUCAACAGAAGAAGCAAAAGCUUGGUGCUUGGAAAAUGGAGAUCCACCUUUAGUUGAAACAUCUGCGAAGGAUGCUACCAAUGUAGAGGCUGCAUUUGGAGCAGCUGUAGCUGCAUGGGCACGUCUGGAGGCUCACAUGGAACGACCAUCAAUUGAAGACACAGUUGAUUUAUCAAAACAACAAUCACCACACCGUUCUAGCUGCUGUAUGCCUAUUGGGUCAGAUUAGUAAUUUGCAGGAUUUGACAGUAUUCUUUUAUACAAAUACUUAUGAUGUUAUUGCACUGAAAACUUAUUUUCAGUUUAGCAGUUUAUAUUAUAGGCAUCAAAAAUAUCUAAAUUAGAUAGUAUAAAGGCAUGUAAGCAGUUAGUGAGGAGUUUAUUUUAAGAGAACUCUUAUAUCAAAUGAGAUCUUUUCUCGAUUUCAUUGCAACGUUUAAAAUUUUUUUCAAAUUGAAUUGAAAAUUGAUUCAAUAGAAUUUUACAAACAGGUUUGAUGCAAUUAUAUAUAUAUAUAUAUAUAUAUAUUUUUUAAAUUUUCGCGGUUGAUAAGAGCUUAUCUUGUUUGCAUUAAAUUGAAUUAUUAAAAGUAGAUACUGAAAGUAUUUUGUACAUAUAUACCAAUAUGAUGAAUUAUAUUAAUCAACACAGUAAUCUUAUGAGCGAAUUGUUAUGGCGCAAAUUAAAAAAAUAUACAACGACAAAACAUGACGCCCAAAUAAUAAUGCCAAUAAUAAUAAGUAUAUAAAUGAAGCUUAUUCGUUAUUCAAACUUGAUGAAAUUACAUGCAAUAGUAGAUUUAUAACAACGACGUUACAUCAAGCUUUAUAUCUAAAUAGAAAAUAUUAUGACCAAUCACCAAACACUCUGAUUGAAAUUUCUAAUGCUUUUAUUGGUGCUACAUGAAAUAACCAAGAAUUCAAUUCCAAUUUUGAUUACUUUUUACUAACUUUAAAUAGAAAAAAGGAUCGAUUUUGGAUUGUCUUGCGAUAUGCGAGUUCCCUUAAACAAUCGGUAGAUUUUGAAUUUACAAUUCAUUAGAAAAUUAAUUUUCUAAAAUUUAUAUGCUAAAAAACUGACUAUAACUACAUUAACAGUGCCGAAACUUGUACCUGUUAUUUCAUAAUUGUCGGAACUGACUGAUACACAAUAAUGAGUAUGGGAAUUCAAAGUAGUUGAUGAAUAAAUUUUUGUUGAUUCAUCAAAAUACAAUCAAUUUCGAACAUUUUUGUACAAUGAAAUAAAAAUUAAUAGUACGUGAUGGAUAAACUAAUAAUGUAACUAUAAGAGGAAAUCUUUAGUUUAUUGUAAAAUAAUGCUGUGAGAAACCAAUCCUUUGUCUCAGCAAACUUAAAUGUCUCUGCAGAGGAGCUAUUUUAUUAUUUCUAAAAUCGAAAUAUUUUAUAACGGUUGUAAAUGAACUUACAGCUUCCAAGUAUUUUGUACAGUUAUUGCGAUUAUUAUAUUCAACUUAUUGUUUUUGAUUAUAUUGUUUUAUUGCAUAUUUGUAUCGUAUUAUGUAAAGAAAGAGAAUAUGCGUGUGUUGCUUUGCACAUCUUGUGAGUUACUCACAAUAUUUAGAGUGCCUCGUUUAUAUAUAUAUGCCAUUGGCUUGUGAUGAUAUACCGGCUACUUUAAUCACUGUUUCAAGGAUAAGACUACAGUAGCCGCUGCUUGACUGUAUGGUUUUAACUAGCCUUAAUUGUUGCAGCACGGAUCUGAUAGUAAUGAAUUUUUACAGCUUAGUGUGUAAUCAUUAUCUCGGAAUAAUAGAAAUAAAUUAUUUUGCAUAGAAGGAAAGUAUUUUCUUGUUCUUGUGCUUGCAUUAUGAUCUGAAAACUAACCAAACGUUUAUUCUAAGAAAGUAAUAUAACUGGGAAAACCAAGAUUGUAUUGUAUGUACGUAUGAGUACUCAUUUACUGCUUAUAUUAUGUUCUUACUGUCUACAGUAAUGUAAUGCUGUGACUGUUGCAUCAACAAGCAACUGCGUCUCUAUAAACCAAUGUUUUGCUUGAAUAAAAAGGUGAAUUGAUGAUAUUAUUGUACACUUACGGUUAGAUGCUUAAAUGUUCACUAAAAUUCUAUAUGUUCGUUUUUCUUAAGGGACUAAUUAGUCUGCAUUAUUGGUAAAAUGCAAAACAAUUCGUUUCCUCUGCCAAAUGGUUUUUUGGAUUCGACAAAAGACAUCUAUUAUACACGUUAUACUUAAAUAAGAGGCAGGCUCGAAUCGACUUUGCCUUUCAUUCAUUUAAAAUGUUCUAAAAAUGUUUAAAAGCGUUUUGUAUACCAGACUUAAAAGUCCCUUGGUUUUGUUUAACUUAAAUAUUUUGAAAGUUAAUGAAUCUAUCUUUUGUAUGGUAAGUUCGAAAAUACAUUUAUAGAAAUGCAUCAUAUCAUCACGCAAUGCAAAGAAUAAAUACUAUGACUAUAAUCCAUGUGAAAGGAAAAAAUGUAUAAUGUAUGAAAUUUUCGUACUUGAAUUUUUAUAUAAAAUGUAAUAACCGCGCUUUAAAUUCAUAAUCCUCAAAACAGUCAUAACUCAUAACCCUGGUAGAAAUAUUUAAGGUGUUUAACAUGAAAUGUAAUUGAAAAGUGGCACCCUAACCCUAUUUGAAGUAGUAAUAAAGUGUGUGAAUAUUAUUUAGUUUUAUUUUGAAAUGUCAGUGAGAAAUUCAAUUAAAAGAAUAAAGAGUUUGAAGAUAUUCUGUGUCUCUGUCCACGUAUAUAAGUACUUAAUCUCACUUGGAACUUGCUCGUGCAGCUUCGUACUGACCUGAAUUUGCUGAUUAUGGAACUUACAGAUCGAUGGUGCAUAGGUGCAGAGCAAGAUUAAAAAAUUAUUUUGUAAGCUUAUUAUUUCAAGAAUUAUGACUGCGUACGAUUCAUUUCGCAAAAUGAUGCUGCAUUAUAAACAAAGCGAUAUUUUAAUAAUAAAUUUUGAAAAAUUGCUACGCAAUAUUUAUUUUGAAUUUAUCGAAAUGAGCAAUCGAACUAGUAGUCUACUAUAUACUCUUCUGGCCAAUCAGCUGAUGGCUCUGUUAUUCAGUUCAAAGAACUCCCGCAACGAGAGCGGAGGUGGGCAAGCUUGGGCCUGGAAAACUUAGGUAUGGAAGUGUAAUUUUUCGUAAUAACAAGCAAAGAAUAAAUAUUCCAAUGGAGGUAGUGGAGUUAGCUGAAGAAACACCUGUAAAUACUCAAUUUACAGUUGCCGAUUUGGACAUUGAAAUUCUUCCCAUUAUUUACGAAAUCAUUCGAAGACAUUGAUGUUGUGAAAGUAUUUUUAAGCUCUUCUGCGAUUUAGUUUUAUUAUUUCGUCAUUCUAUUGCUCUUCUUUACCUAAUCUUUCUUCUGUGUUGAGAAGGAUCCACACGAUACAUCCCAAAAGGUGAAGGAAUCUGCAGACACAAGUCAAAAGAUUCUAGAACUACAGAAAAAAUUGGACUCUGCGAGAGCUCAGAUUAAAAGGCUUCCUGGAAUUGAAUACAGCAAAGAAGAACAACUACAAAAGUUAGAAAUACUAAGAAAACAACUAAGACUGAAAAAAGAACUUCUUCUCAAGUAUCGUAACAUGUGUACAUUUGAUGCCCCAAAAGUAUAAGUUUUAAAUCAAUUGUAAAUAUUAGUUAAUUCAAUAUGGUUUUCCGUUUUAUUCUUCAAUACUUUGCUAAUACUAGUAGUGAGAAAUUAAUUAGUAAGAUGGCUGAUUCAAAGCCUCUAAGACAAGCAGCUAGAAUGGUGGUUUACGUUUUAAAUCGAACUAGCUCACUUAGUGGUUCACACACUUUACCUUCGAAUACGAAAGAAUUUGGUUCUCAAGUUGUUGGUGCUGCAAAAAAAUUAUCAGAAGAUCUUCUAAGGAAACAGAAACUGGCACAGGAAGAAGCCAAGAGGCAACAACGGAAAUAGUAAUAAUUAAAUAAAAGUAAAAGAAAAGAUAA